UGUACAUGGGUAUUUCAGGAACAAUGCUGCUCCGUCAGAAUUUUUUGAUCAUUCUUUUGUUCUUUGGGUUGGUAUUAAGUGGGCUCAUUUUCCUGAAAAAUAACCAGAAAAGCUGCAAACAGCAGAUAAUAGAACAAGUCUUCAUCGAGCCAAAAUGGAAGCAAAAGACCUCUGGAUUGCGCUCAUCGCCAGGCUUGUUGUACAACCAGCCGAGUGUGUUGGUAGGAAGUCGGACGGAUGUUGCUUCUGUAUCAUCAUGGUUAGCUCCAAUCAUUUGGGAGGGAACCUUUGACCCCAUACUGAUCGACUCUAUCUACAAACAACACAAUCUCACCAUAGCAACCACAGUCUUCGCUUUGGGAAAAUACACACGUUUUGUUAAAGAUUUUCUGGAGUCAGCAGAACAGCAUUACUUUGUUGGAUUUCGAGUGCAUUACUACUUAUUUACAGAUCAACCAGAAUCAAUUCCUGAGGUGAAGAUGGGUGAAAAACGUAAUUUGACCGUUCUAAAGGUUCAGAGUUUGAACAGAUGGCAGGACAUCAGUAUGAGCAGGAUGGAAAAACUGGAAAAACUAAUAGAGAAUGAACUGGCCAACGAGGCUGACUAUAUUUUCUGCCUUGACAUAGAUACAAAGUUCUAUGGCCGUUGGGGUGUGGAGUCUUUGGGUCGUCUGGUAGGUGUGAUUCAUCCUUGGUUCUUUGAUGCUCCAAGGGAUCGAUUCACAUAUGAGCGUAGACCAGAGUCUCAAGCAUACAUUCCAGCUGGGGAAGGUGAUUAUUAUUAUGCUGGUGCUGCAUUUGGUGGCUCAUUAGAAGAUGUACAUCAGCUCACCAAAACCUGCAGGGAGAAGCUGCUCAUUGAUGCUGCAAACUCCAUUGAGGCAGUAUGGCAAGAGGAGUCUCACUUGAACAAGUAUUUCCUUUUGAACAAACCUAGUAAACUGCUCUCUCCUGAAUAUAUGUGGAGGGACAUCAAUGAAAAAGCAGCCCAAAUAAAAGUAAUUCGCUUCUCUAAUGUAGCUAAAAACUAUGCUGAAGUUCGUCCAAACCCAUAGCAACCAGUAUUCAGCUACACUGGUGUGUUCUCACAGGCCUCCUGUAAGACACUGUGAAUCUGUAAACAUUUACACUGUAAAAUCUAAUAAUCUAGCAUCUAUCUAACAUGCAAACCGAUUGCAUUAAAAAAAUUCUAAGUAAAGUGAAA
This is a messenger RNA of Carassius auratus (goldfish), 1204 nucleotides long. Its product is annotated as globoside alpha-1,3-N-acetylgalactosaminyltransferase 1-like. Gene Ontology annotation, biological process: carbohydrate metabolic process. The coding region runs from base 6 to 1055 and encodes 349 amino acids. The record is from RefSeq and is a predicted model, not a curated record. Lineage: Eukaryota; Metazoa; Chordata; Actinopteri; Cypriniformes; Cyprinidae. Gene Ontology annotation, cellular component: Golgi apparatus; membrane; vesicle. Gene Ontology annotation, molecular function: hexosyltransferase activity. The transcript is spliced from 7 exons.